AAUCAUUUUGGAUGGGACUUAGUUUUUUUUUUUAAUUUUAGCAAGACUGCAAACACAUAUAAAUGUCCUGCUUUUCAUACAAGCUCCAUCUGGAUCUGAUCUCCUCGCUGUAGCUGGAUAAGAGAACGCACAGCUCUUGCAAAAAUGAAUCUGAAAUUGACGGUUGCUUCCAUCCUGCUGCUACUCCUCUGCUCAGAGGUUCUCAGCUACAGUGUGCAGAAGAGGAAUGCUGAGGAUAAAACCGUGCUCAGCCAAAUUCAGGAUGCGGCACGGGGGUAUUACGAUUACAUCUCUGAUGUGACUAAUUCCUGGGUAGAAAAAGUCAAAUCCUAUGACAUCAGCCAGCGACUUUGGAGCAACUAUAAAAACCUCGUCGAAACUGUGAACACCUAUCAAAGCAUCCUCACUGAUCAAGUUGAACAUUGGUGGCAGGACUAAGGAGCCCUGCCGUGUAACCCUCCCUGCACCGUGUCCCAAAAUCUUUGUGCCUCAGUUUCCCCAGCAAGUCCCGGUCCGGCUUUCCAUAUUUUUUUGGGGGGGGUGUACAAGCGAUGUCCUUCUGUUUAGCAUGUGAAUAAAGUUCCUUUCCUAGUAAGGCCUCCGCA
This is a messenger RNA of Crotalus tigris (Tiger rattlesnake), 605 nucleotides long. Its product is annotated as apolipoprotein C-II-like. The coding region runs from base 145 to 438 and encodes 97 amino acids. The transcript is spliced from 4 exons. Lineage: Eukaryota; Metazoa; Chordata; Lepidosauria; Squamata; Viperidae. Gene Ontology annotation, molecular function: enzyme activator activity. Gene Ontology annotation, biological process: lipid metabolic process; lipid transport. The record is from RefSeq and is a predicted model, not a curated record. Gene Ontology annotation, cellular component: chylomicron.